CUGAAAAUGAGAGCACACCAAUCCAGCAAUUACUAGAACACUUCCUUCGCCAGCUUCAAAGGAAAGAUCCUCAUGGGUUUUUUGCUUUUCCAGUCACGGAUGCCAUUGCUCCUGGAUAUUCUAUGAUAAUAAAGCACCCCAUGGAUUUUGGUACAAUGAAGGAAAAAAUUGCAGCAAAUGAAUACAAAUCAGUCACUGAAUUCAAGGCAGAUUUUAAACUGAUGUGUGAUAAUGCAAUGACUUACAACAGACCAGAUACUGUUUACUACAAACUAGCCAAGAAGAUACUGCACACAGGCUUUAAGAUGAUGAGCAAAGAACGGCUGUUAGCUUUGAAGCGCAGCAUGUCGUUUAUGCAGGACAUGGAUUUUUCUCAGCAGGCAGCUCUUUUGGGUGAUGAAGACACAGCAGUUGAGGAACCUGUCCCUGAAGUUGUUCCUGUACAAGCAGAGACUACCAAGAAAUCCAAAAAGCAAAAUAAAGAAGUUAUUAGUUGCAUAUUUGAACCUGAGGGAAAUGCGUGCAGCCUGACAGAUAGCACUGCUGAAGAACAUGUCCUGGCACUAGUGGAACAUGCAGCAGAUGAAGCUCGGGAUAGGAUCAAUCGCUACCUACCCAACAGCAAGAUUGGUUAUCUAAAAAAAAAUGGAGAUGGAACUUUAUUAUUUAACGUAGUAAAUUCAUCUGAUCCAGAAGCAGAAGAGGAAGAGACUCACCCAGUGGAUCUGAGUUCACUGUCAAGCAAAUUAUUACCUGGCUUCACUACGCUGGGAUUUAAAGAUGAACGAAGAAAUAAAGUAACCUUUCUUACAAGUGCUAGUACAGCACCUUCCAUGCAAAACAACUCUAUAUUUCAUGAUUUGAAAUCAGAUGAAAUGGAGCUCCUGUAUUCAGCAUAUGGUGAUGAAACAGGGAUACAGUGUGCCUUAAGCUUACAAGAAUUUGUGAAGGAUGCUGGAAAUUACAGCAAGAAAAUAGUAGAUGAUCUUCUGGACCAGAUCACUAGUGGAGAUCAUUCCAAAACUAUUUAUCAGCUAAAGCAGAGGCGAAACAUCCCAGUAAAACCACUGGAUGAAGUUAAAGUUCUGCCAGUUCUCAUAAAAGAAGAACACAAGUUACGUAAUACCUGUCCAGAUUCUUCCAAACAGAUUAUGGUUGGAGAAUCUGCUGGAGACAGUAACAGUUCUGACUUGGACUUUCUCUCUAUGAAACCAUACUCAGAUGUCUCUCUUGACAUUUCUAUGUUAAGUUCAUUAGGGAAAGUGAAGAAGGAGCUUGAUCAUGACGAUAACCAUUUACAUCUGGAUGAAACAACUAAGCUGCUGCAGGACCUUCAUGAGGCUCAGGCUGACAGAGUGGGAUCCCGGCCAUCAUCAAAUUUGAGUUCCCUCUCCAAUACCUCUGAAAGAGACCAACAUCAUCUUGGAAGCCCCUCUCAUCUGAGUGUUGGAGAGCAGCAAGACAUGGUUCAUGAUCCCUAUGAAUUUCUUCAGUCUCCAGAAACCUCAAAUGCCACUACUAACUAAUCUGACAUGUACUAUAUGUAUUUUGUAUUUUAAUUGUAUUAUGUUUUUAUAAAGUUUUUGU
Nestor notabilis (Kea) is the source of this 1587-nucleotide messenger RNA. Its product is annotated as bromodomain-containing protein 9-like. The record is from RefSeq and is a predicted model, not a curated record. Gene Ontology annotation, cellular component: nucleus. The annotation marks the transcript as partial. Lineage: Eukaryota; Metazoa; Chordata; Aves; Psittaciformes; Psittacidae. Gene Ontology annotation, biological process: regulation of transcription by RNA polymerase II. The transcript is spliced from 14 exons.